AUGCAAAAGGAACGCGACUCGACAGGGAGGUUCGUGGUGGUGGACAAAAGUGCGGCGAACUACGAAGCCCUGAUUGAGGAGGAAAUGAACAAAGUGUACGAGAGGGUAAAGAAAUUAGAUGCUAAUCAGGAAGAAUUCUUGCAGGCUUUUCACGAAAUCCUCUACUCGCUCAAACCGCUCUUUAUGGAAGAACCGAAAUAUUUGCCCAUCAUUGAAAUGCUAUCAGAGCCUGAACGUGUUGUCCAGUUUCGUGUGUGCUGGAUGGACGAUAAUGGCAUCCAACGCAAAAACAGAUGCUUCAGAGUUCAAUACAGUUCCGUCCUCGGACCAUACAAAGGAGGACUUCGUUUCCACCCUACUGUAAAUUUAUCCAUUGUGAAAUUCUUAGGGUUUGAGCAAAUUUUUAAAAAUUCUUUAACGGGUCUUUCCAUGGGAGGGGGAAAAGGUGGUUCCGAUUUUGACCCCAAGGGGAAAUCAGAUAGCGAAAUUAUGAAGUUCUGCCAAGGAUUUAUGAAUGAGCUGUACAGGCACAUUGGUCCGAACACAGAUGUGCCUGCAGGGGAUAUCGGUGUUGGAGGAAGAGAAAUUGGCUACCUAUUCGGCCAGUAUAAAAAGAUAGCGAAUAAUUUUAAUGGUACUUUAACAGGAAAGAACGUCAAAUGGGGAGGAUCCAACUUAAGAACGGAAGCGACAGGAUACGGAUUAGUCUAUUUCGUUUUGGAGGUUUUAAAAUCGCUAAACAUUCCAAUAGAAAAACAAACAGCAGUAGUUAGUGGAAGCGGAAAUGUAGCCCUCUACUGUGUUCAGAAAUUGUUACAACUCAAUGUAAAGGUAUUAACCCUAAGUGACAGUGACGGGUACAUAUUGGAACCAAACGGAUUCACAAAUAGCGAUCUGAAUUUUAUUAUAGAUUUGAAGGAAGUGAAAAAAGGAAGAAUCAAAGAUUAUUUGAAGCAUUCUUCAACAGCCACUUAUUUCCCAAAUGAGACACCUUGGAGUGUUCCAUGUACUUUGGCUUUCCCUUGUGCUACCCAGAAUGAAAUAAAUCUUGAGGAUGCCAAGAAAUUACAUAAAAAUGGAUGUCUUCUAAUCGGUGAAGGAGCAAAUAUGCCAUCCACUGUAGAAGCCAUUAAUUAUUUUAAGUCAAAUAAAAUUAUUUUCUGUCCUUCUAAGGCUGCCAAUGCUGGGGGCGUAGCCAUUAGUGGACUUGAAAUGGCGCAGAAUUUUCAGUUCACCAAAUGGACCAUGGAAGACGUAGAUCAGAAGCUCCAAGAAAUUAUGAAAAAUAUUUUCGUAGCAUGUUCGGAAAAUGCCUUCAAGUAUACAAAGGAUAAGUACGACUUGCAAGCGGGAGCAAACAUUGCUGGUUUUUUGAAGGUUGCGGAGUCCUACAUCGAGCAGGGUUGCUUCUAG
This is a messenger RNA of Plasmodium knowlesi strain H, 1413 nucleotides long. Its product is annotated as NADP-specific glutamate dehydrogenase, putative. Lineage: Eukaryota; Apicomplexa; Aconoidasida; Haemosporida; Plasmodiidae. Gene Ontology annotation, cellular component: cytosol. The record is from RefSeq and is a predicted model, not a curated record. The transcript has a single exon. The coding region runs from base 1 to 1413 and encodes 470 amino acids. Gene Ontology annotation, molecular function: L-glutamate dehydrogenase (NADP+) activity.